CUCACUCUCAGCAGUUAAGCAAGUGUCCAAGUGAUUAUCACUAAACACAAGUAUUUUAGUUUGUUAUUUAUUUGUGAAUAAUUCAUUUACAUAUUAGAAAUGGAUUUGAUGACUAUGGAUCACCACCAUGAAGAAGAAGCAGAUCCAUCUGUCAAAUCUUGCCCGAUGAUUAUGGUGUUCCAUGCGGGCCACUGUGAGCGAAUUCUAUGGCGUGGCUGGGUAGCAGCGACAGUCACCGAGUUUGUGCUCUCCGCCAUUGCCAUCUUUGUGGUUUCCUUUCUGUACGAGUUGCUUAAAUUUCUGCGAGAGAAUCUGAUGCGAAGAGAGGCACGCAAGGAAGCUGAACGCAUGGCGGAGGAGCUUCGUCAAAAGAGUGUUGGCAAUAACUCGGAAACACAUCUGGCUGAAGUCAGGGAGAAGACCUACUGGCAGCGUAUCUUUGGCUCAGCGCAUAUUAUCCAAUCACUACUGAAUCUGCUGCAAAUUGUCAUCUCCUAUUUGCUCAUGUUGAUCUUCAUGACAUUCAACUAUUGGCUCUGCUUGGCUGUGGUUCUUGGCCUGGGCGUCGGCUACUUCUUCUUCGGCUGGGUUAAGAAGGAUCCCAAAGAGGGCGAGUGCUGCCCGUGAGAGCCUUAUUCAAUAUACUUAUAACUUCAAAGCUUAUAUAUCUGUAUAAACUUUUAAGUAAGCAUGCAAA
Molecule: messenger RNA, 697 nt
Organism: Drosophila innubila
Lineage: Eukaryota; Metazoa; Arthropoda; Insecta; Diptera; Drosophilidae
Gene: Ctr1B
Product: high affinity copper uptake protein 1
Exons: 2
Coding region: 100-627 (175 amino acids)
Biological process (GO): copper ion transmembrane transport
Cellular component (GO): membrane
Molecular function (GO): copper ion transmembrane transporter activity
Source: RefSeq, a predicted model, not a curated record